UUAUUUCUCCCUCCACCCAAACAUUCUCAUUUUCUCUCUCUACACUCUCACCACUUCUCUUCCAACCACAUGGAGACCCACACCGACACCACCAAACGACUUCGCCACCACUCUCACUCCGACUUAGACUCGCCCGAGUCCUCCAAGCGCCUCCGAGUUCACCCCAACUCAUCCGAGUUCGACCAACUCGCCCGAGUCAACCCGGACCUUCUCGACAUGCUCAACGACGCCGACAAUGUCACGGAGCGUGACCCCACCGUGCUUGACUCUGUCAUAAAGAGCUUCGAGGAGGAAAUACUCGCUCCGCCUCCCAACCUGUCACCCGAGCCCCAGCUUUUCAAGCCCAACCUAGGCUAUUUAUUGGAAGCCUCCGACGACGAGCUAGGCUUGCCGCCCACGGUGGCGCCGCCCGCCGAUGAGGUUGCCGAGCCCCACCCUGUCGGUUCGGGUCGGGUCGGACCCGAGGGCGUGGAUCUGACGGGGUUUUUAGGGUUUGAGGAUGAUAUUGGGAGCUACGAAGGUUUGGGGUUUGUUGGGUACGAUGAUGUUGAAAAUAACGGUGGCGGUUACGUGACGAUAGAUGGGUUGUUCGACUAUGCGGAUGUUGGCGCCGAUAUUUUGUGGCGGUCGGAAUCGUUACAGGCGAUGUAGGAAGGUUGUAUAAAGAUGUGUUAGGGCUUAGGUGGCACAGAAGAAGAUAGGUUAGAUCUGAUGCGGAGUUGUUUUAGGGUUAUGGGAUUUGUCGUUUUGGCUUAUGGUAUUGGGCUGGGACCACAAACGAAUGAACCUUCGCUGCAGACUUGUUUCUUUAAUCUUUUAUUUUCUUUAAAAUGUGAAUCUAAAAAUGUUGAAGACUAAAUUCAAAAUUAAGAUUAAAGUUAAAAUUGAAAUGGUUGUUCUGGUGAAAAUGGAGAAAAUGUCCUGAAAUCUGUUGAUACCAGAUUCAAUCUUUGUGUUUCUGGAUUGGAUUAGGCGGGUACAGUUGUGACUCGUGUCAGAUUCUAUAAUAAAAAAUUAUGUUUCCAGCCAAACGCACUAA
Messenger RNA from Cajanus cajan (pigeon pea), 1039 nucleotides. RefSeq lists its product as uncharacterized. The record is from RefSeq and is a predicted model, not a curated record. Lineage: Eukaryota; Viridiplantae; Streptophyta; Magnoliopsida; Fabales; Fabaceae.